UCCAUUCGUUGGGGAAAUCAAUACGUUUACCAGGAGAGCCAAGGCCAAUGUACUUUGUGCGCUGCCUGCAAAAGAUAAAACAACAAUGGGAAACGAAUCUUCGACGAGUUACAUGUCUCGUCAAAUGUACGAAAUUGCUAAUCUAAUUGGCAACUACCUGUGGUUGAAGCCUGGGACAUCUGUCCACGAGGAAUCUGACAGAAUUAGUAGCGAUUUAGACAGUCAAUUUCAACUUGAACAGCCGCAAUCCAAAUUCAAAAACAGGAGGAAUCAUUCAAAUGGCUGCAACUUUAUUGUUUUCGACAUCCAAGCCGCUUCACUAUUAUACCGAGUUAAGUAUUGCUGUACCAGUAAGAUCGAUUCCCAGCCAGUUUCUUAAUAUAAGCCAUGACGACAAGAGCCAUAAUGAAGCACAAAUAACAGGGUUUUGGAUUGAUCUGUUUAAAGAAGCUAUUGCAGUGAUGCCAAUCAAUACCACUUAUAAGCUGGUCCCUUUCUACGGUUCUGAUGAUCAAUUGUUUGACACCAGCUCGCAGGACUUUUGCUGCAGCCAUUGGCCCAUGGUUGGUCCUGAUCCUGGUUGUUUCUUCAACCUAUACACAAAGCUUUACUUCCACGAUAACAACAAGCUCAGACACCGAGUCAUCAUCUUGCUUGGAUAUAGAAAAUCUUAAGAAAGCAAAUGCUAUUGUAGGUUGUGAUACGGAAGAUUCAAUUAUGUUGCCGCAUUUAGUAGAGGUCAUUGGGUUCCGAAGGAACAAUAAUCCAUUGGUGAUUAUGCAAAGGCUCUAUCAACUGGAAAUAUAAAUGCUGCCUUCUUUUGGGGGCCUUA
Molecule: messenger RNA, 832 nt
Organism: Gossypium raimondii (Peruvian cotton)
Lineage: Eukaryota; Viridiplantae; Streptophyta; Magnoliopsida; Malvales; Malvaceae
Product: glutamate receptor 2.4-like
Exons: 2
Coding region: 279-674 (131 amino acids)
Source: RefSeq, a predicted model, not a curated record